Molecule: messenger RNA, 3382 nt
Organism: Astrephomene gubernaculifera
Lineage: Eukaryota; Viridiplantae; Chlorophyta; Chlorophyceae; Chlamydomonadales; Astrephomenaceae
Source: the annotation of a GenBank genome assembly
AAACGUAAGACCUUCAUUUGGCUUUUUCCUGCACUGGAUUAUCGGGUCCGCCGUCACCAAGGGCAAAGUGCCUAGCUCCUCGUUGUCAUGGCCCCCAUCUUCGCUAGGCUGGUAGCAUUCAUCACUGUUAACCGCAUACCUAAGCUAGGUUACCUAAGUUUAGGCCAUCGCCACUUAAGAAAUAAAGGCCACUACUCAUAAGAGCGCCACGAAACGCUAAAAGCAUGUAGUCAUGUCAAAUAAGUAGGUGUAUGUGUUCGUGUCUUUAUCGGGGAUCUAUAGCGUUGCGAAUUGGUUUGGGUUGCAAAAUUUGCAAAAGUUGCAAAAUACAUGACAAAGGCUGGAGGAGGUUGGUUUCGGAGAAAAUGUUGUGGCAAUCGGUCGGGGGUACCACUAUGACUGUUCCCUUGCUUUCCGCGGCCUUGCGGAACGCCUGGAAUUAAGAGCGGGCCAAAAACCAGCGGGACGGAAAACCCCUGGAAACCCCUGGCAACAAACCACUACCGGUAACGAGAUGAUAACGUCUUGUAUUGUUGUCUUGCCGAAGUGUCACAUCUUCUGUUAUCUUUAUCUGUUUGUCUUAUUGUCGUGUUCGGCGUCAUAUCACGGUGUCAACGCCGAAGUCGCAUUAUGAUGUCACGUGGAGUCUUGUCAUGUCAUGCCAUAUCAUGUCAUGGUGUCUUGUCACAAAGACGUGUACGGCAGUUUGAUCCUUUAUGACCUACUGCAGGCACGUCACAAUACACAAAGCAACUUUCCUUCAAAGAUAUACAAGCAGGUUGGUAAGGCUACUAUAUACUUGCUUAGGUGGCGUAUUUUACGUCGUCUACAACUUACAUAGAACCAUACGUGCUAAGGCGUGUCCGAUCCAGAAGUCCCUAACUGUCCCUAGUUCGCACGUCUAUAGAAUGCCGCAAGGCACGCUGUUGCUACUCCUCGUAUCUCUGGCAGCUUUGGGCUUGGUAAACUCCCAAGUGUGCCCCAGCGUGGAGGGCUACACCUUCUAUCGACUACAGGAGGUCCCAGCCGCCUAUGUCAUCCGCACCUUGAGUCCUGCCGGCACCCCAACCGACAUUGCGGCCGCAUGCUCCAAGGCUAGCACCUGUAACGCCUUCACCACGCUGGGUGACCUGCUGGUGGUUCCCAUGGCGCCCGCCUUCGUGUCCAUGGAUACCAGCAGCGACCCCUCCCUCACCGCCUGUGAUGGCGUAUACGUUGCUGCAUCUCGCCCAUUUACUGGCUUAAGGCUUCCGGCCACAGUUUCACUUGCCUCUUUAAGCAAAUCUGGCGCGGACACGCUUCGGGACAUGCAAGCCACAGUUACAGUAGCGCGCAGGGUAAGGGAGAAGCUGGGGGGCAAGGACGUGAGGGCCAUGCGCAGGAGCGACAUUGCUACAGCUUUCAAGGCAGCAGCGACCCCACAAGCCCAAGCCAGCAGCACGCUUGGCAGCUACACAUACAACGACGUGGUGGAGGCAAUCGCCGCGCCGGCGUGGGACUCCCGCAACGUUGUUCAGGGCACCAAGCACAAGAACUACAUCAGUGCCGUGAAGGACCAGGGCAGCUGCGGAGCAUGCGUCGCCUUUGCGGUUACUGCUGCUGCCGAGGCAGCAGUUGCAGCGGUUAAGAGUAUGAAAAACAACACCAACGAUUACUCGGAGCAGUGGUUGUUCUUCUGCAACACCCUCUACAGCCUCAACUGCACCGACGGCUGGACUGCUAGCGGUGGCGUGGAUGCGCUGGCAAGGAUGAACAUCCCCUACGAGCGCAACUACCCCUACCUACCUGACACGGAGUCCUGCACACUCCAGUCGCGCCCUGAGAUGCGUGCCGGCGGCACAUUUGAGCACAUCAACAUCACGGACCUCACGCUGGCCAAGCAGCACAUCCGGGAGUACGGCUCUGUGAUGUCGUACUUUACGUUGUACGACGACUUCUUCUACUGGCUGCCAUCCUCCCCGCCUUACGCCUGGGACAACGUCAGCGCUCCGGCUGGCUCCCACAUGGUCACAGUUGUUGGUUACAACGAUACGGGCGCCUACUGGAUCGUCAAGAACAGCUGGGGCACCGAGUGGGGUGACAACGGAUACUACCUGGUUGCCUACGACAACCGCUGUGGGUUCAUGUCCGGUGAUGGCGACAACAUUUUGGGCCUGACCUGGACCCCACCAUCUCCCAAGUCGUCUCCGCCACCGCCUUCCCCUCGGCCCCCACCACCCGCCCGGAUCUGCGGCGACGGCAUUUGCAGCGGCUCCGAGACUUGUUCCACCUGCCCUGGCGACUGCGGUGCAUGCACGGUGUGCGGAGACGGUGUUUGCGCAGGAGGCGAGACCUGCGUGACUUGCCCUCGGGAUUGCGGGACACGUCAGCGGGACGGCAGCCGCACCUGCUGCGGUGAUGGCAAGUGCGCAUCCAAGUACGAGAACAGCACCAGCUGCCCCGCCGACUGCCCUGCAAACACCUGCAAGCGCAACGGCGUUUGUGAUUACGCCGGUGGAGAGCGCUGCUACAACGCUGCCACCAAGACAGGCUGCCUUGACUGCGGCAUCUGCCCUCCAAACAAGUACAACAACCACUAUUGCGGCGAUGGAAAGUGCAACCGCAAACGGUUUUACAGCGAGAGCUGCUACACCUGUCCCCAGGACUGCGGCACAUGCCGCAGGAGCUCGGAUUCGUCCACUUCUUACUGCGGUGACGGCCUGUGCAACGGUAGGGAAACGAAGGACAGCUGCGCGCGGGACUGCAGCCCAUCCCGCUUCCCCCGUGUUCCACCGGGCACGACCUAUGCGGAUGAGAAGCGCAUGAUGAACGGUAACAACGGUACCGCUGCUGCCGGCAAUGUCAAUGGAACCAUCAACGGUAGCAGUGGCAACGGAAACGGCAGCAGCAGGCGGUUGCUUGUUGACCGUGCAUAAGUGAAUAAGGGGUGGUCUCGGCGCGCGCCUGCUGGACAGGGACCCACCUAGUUGAUUGGUACAUGGCCCUACCUAGAUCUCUUUUAGGUUUCUCCACAUGACACGGGUAGGGCCGUCACAAGGGAAAUGUUUCCGGUUACAUGUGGAUACGAGUAUUAUUUAUGGUGGGCCUCUGCUGUAGAUAGCGUCCGAAUGUGUAGGACGUGAUUCAGGCGCCUGCUGUUGCGCGCGUAUAGAAGUUUAUCUGUAUAUAAUUGUACCUAUUUUACCACGAUCAUGACGUGCGCCAGACUGCGAUGCAGUGCUGGGCUUGGUCCGUGCGUUAGUUUUACAUCCAAAUGGGUAACAUGUUGGCAUUGGUGCCAUGCAUUGGUGAACACUCUGUACCGGUACUCCAACCUGAACACCAACUUCGUUUGUAAUUAAUCGUUUCAAGGAUGUCCAGCUGGCCUGCUCCAUACAGCAGC